Monopterus albus (swamp eel) is the source of this 2512-nucleotide messenger RNA. Its product is annotated as leucine-rich repeat-containing protein 43. The record is from RefSeq and is a predicted model, not a curated record. Gene Ontology annotation, molecular function: protein binding. The coding region runs from base 129 to 1943 and encodes 604 amino acids. Gene Ontology annotation, cellular component: cytoplasm. The transcript is spliced from 12 exons. Lineage: Eukaryota; Metazoa; Chordata; Actinopteri; Synbranchiformes; Synbranchidae.
UAGGGACGUUAUCCCUGAAAGUCUGACCAAACACAAACUGACCAGGAAUUCAUUACAUACUUUAGAUACCGCAUUUCUUUUAACUAAUUAACAUGACAAAUGCUAUAGGCUAACUACAGCUGACAGGAAUGAGCUCCAACACACUUUCUGCUGUGUUAGAGAAGCUGAUUCAGCGCCUCUGUCUGAAUGACUUUCCUUGUGGAUACGGCAGCUGGAGAAAGACCAAAGACAGUGCAGGAGCAGAGGAGACGGACACGCUCCUGGAUCUGCUGAACUGUCCCCAUUCUCCAUGGCACCAUGUUGAACCGUGGAGCCCCCAAGCUGCAGCCCUGAGACAGCUGGCCGUGCUCACACCUCACCGCCUGCGCACAGACUUCAUCUACAGCUACUUUACUUCACUUCGUAUUGUAGACAAGAGUGUGUCGGUCGUCGACAGUGGUCUGUUAAGGUUCUCGCAGCUGGAGGAACUGGUGCUGAGUGCAAACAAAAUCUCAGAAAUCCCUGUAGAGAACCUCCCCAGUACUCUGAAGAUUCUGGAGCUUCGUGCCAACUGCUUAUCUGCUCUAAACAGUCUCACCAGCCAACCGCCUCCUCGCCUACAGUACCUUGGCCUCAGUUCAAACAACCUAGGGUCCCAUGAAGACGUCACUCAUCUUACAGGAAGACACUGGCCACAGCUGGUGUGUUUGGAUCUCAGUGACUGUGAGUUUCAGGACCAGCCCACCCUGCUGCAUGCAUUGAGCACACUGCCCUGUCUCAAGACACUGGUUCUGGAGGGAAACCCUUUCACGCUUGCGCCCUCCUACCCCGGCUUCACUGUGGACAGUCUCCCACAGCUCUCUUGCCUGGAUGCUUCAUGGAUCUCCCCUGAGGAAAGACAUCGUUUUAGAGGCUUGGCUGAGAUGACUGUCGUGUUCUUUUGUACAGAUCUGAUAGUGGGCCAGGCAUCAGUCACAGUGAGAGUGGGCAGGAUGAGGGGAAUCCCAGACCCACUGAGUGUGGAUGAAAAUGCUCCUGACUUCCCUGUCAUCACCUACACCUACUUUAUCACAUACGAGUUUCUUAGUCAUCAAACACCUGUUAACCAGAAAGCUGACAUUGAACAUACAGCUGACGCAGCAGCCACAGCAAAUGGUUCCGGUGACGCUGAUCUCCAUUCAGUCAAGAAUGGUGAAAGACAAAUGUGCAAACCAGACCCUGAAGGCUUGACAGUCCGCUCUGAGGAACCCUGCUAUAACACGACGCAGGUGUCAAGACACAGCACAUCAAAACUGACAUGGUCUGAGAAUAUGGACUUCAGUGACACACAAACCUACACUGUCAGUAAUCUGGCAGGCUUAAAGAAAUUCUUCAGUCAAGGACUUUACCUUAAGAUAGAGGAGGAAAAGGUCCUGUCAUGGCCUGCAGCUUCUGAGGACCUUCCAGUGGCCAAACCCCGUCAGAACGUGAAAGAGAAGAAAGGCAAAGAAUCUCCAAUCAAAUCUGGUUCCAUCAAAGACAAGUCUAAAGGUAAAAAGAAGAAAUCUCUACCAUAUCUGGUCCAUGAUGCCCCCAUCCGAAGAAUCCUCGGACCUGUCCACGCCCCCCUGCAAACCCUGGUCAAAGAAAGUCAAAAGGUCGACAUCCUGUGUGACUUUGGCACCCUGCACACGGAGUCUGUGGUGGAGGCUAAGCAAGCACUUGAAAAGGAUCUGGGGAAGAAAAUCAAAAAGGAUAAAAAGAAGGAUGACAAGGAAUCAAAGGGGAGAGGAGGCAGCGAUCCAGGACAGAAGAAUACAGCAUCUUCAGAAGACAAAGGAAAGGGAAGGAAGGUGGAAGCCCACACAAUCAACCCUGUCUCUCUCCAACUGGAACCAGUGACUGUGGAGUUGAGUGUAGCGCUGGAAAAAUGGCAGUCUGCCGCUGAAGCUCGUCACAUCCUGCAGCAACAGCAAACCCCCUAAAGCCCAGAGCCUGUUUUUAUCUAGAAAGAUGUUUCCAGUUGACCUGCUGGUCUAACACACAGAAAACAAUCCCUCCCUGCUUUCCCCCUUUACCGUUGAUUGUGAACGUACCAUAGAGUUGAACUGCAUAUUAACUAAGAUUUUUGGUAGUACUGUAUGCCAGCGUCCAAUUGAAUGAGAAAGUUUGGUCAAUAAUUUAUAAAGUCCUAAACCUCUUCACAUUCUCAUCAUCAUGCAGGAUGAGGUUUACCUCUGCACAAUGCAUCAACUGAACAAUCAGCACAGAGGUCUUGUUUUAAUUUAUGCAGAAAUUUCCUUUAUUUUGAUAGAGACAUUCAAAACAUUUUUAAAGAGGUGCCUCAGUAUUUCAUUUCAUACAGAAAUGACCUUUUAAAUGCAAAGAAACUUUUUGGAAAGGCCGUUUCACUGGAACCAAGGGUUUACAUUAAUUGUGACGUGCUUUAGGUUUAACUGCUUCUUUUUACUGAUCAUCCAGCAGUCUGUUCACAAAGACCAUAGAGAAAGUUCCUGUUAAAGCUGAACAGCACUAGGUUUCACUGCUCCUGCAA